Molecule: messenger RNA, 1296 nt
Organism: Symphalangus syndactylus (siamang)
Lineage: Eukaryota; Metazoa; Chordata; Mammalia; Primates; Hylobatidae
Source: RefSeq, a predicted model, not a curated record
AAACUGGACGCUCAGCUGAGUCUCCGUUGCACCCCACUUCAUCCUCUGGGACCGUGGGGGAAAGGGCGCAGGGGUUCACAGCUUUGCCUCGGAGGGUCAGUUUUUAUAGUGGGCGCAAUUAGUGGGUAACAGGGUCCAGAUGGGAACAAGCGUGUAGGCGAUCCGAAACUCGGGGAACCCCGGUGUUAGUCUACUCCCCCUCCCGCCCCCGGACAACACGCACACGCUUAACACAACACGCACAACAUAACGCGCGCGCACACACACACACAUAUAGUCCAUCCGCGCCGAGUUGCUUCCGGGAAAACAAGCCCAGAAGGCGGCGGACACUAGCAUAAAGUCACGCAGUAGUACUCGGAGCCCGGGGUAGAACCUGGACUUCAAAUCUCUGCACUCCCGGCCGGGUGGUGGGCCCAUAUCCUGGGUAGCCUCUAGGAAGCGCUAGACACAUGGAACCAAGGCGGAAUCAGCCCGGCAGCUGGCAAGUCAUGGAGCACUGCCUGUCCAUCUGCGAGCUAACAACAGUCGCGCUGGAAGUCAACAAGGGAAAUGGAAAGGGAGAGACGCAGCCUCCACAGGGGCUCACGCCCUGGGACCUGAGCCAGUGUGAACAAGGUUUUCCGGUUCUAGCCAGAGGAAGUUGCAGCCAGGCCUGGCAGUCUCCCCUGCUCCCUUCCACCGGCUUGGUUCCUGUUCCUGCUGGUCCUGGGAGCCCCCGGCAGAUGGACUGCCCUUAUCAGCCGGCUCCAGGCCAGAGAAGGAAUCCUCCGGUCACAUGUGGCUCUCUGGAGGGAGAGAGACCUCGUAAAUACAUACAGCCCACGCAGAGGAAGGGGGGAGGGUCAAGGGGAAAGAAACCUUGACAUUUUGGCUGCUGGGCCAGGAUUAAAGGCCACCAGGCAUAGUCCUUAUUGGCUAUUUCUACGAGGAAUCUCAAAUCCACGUGGUUCCCUGGUGACAAGGCUGACUUUGACUAGCCCUGGGAUCUGGGGCAUUCCCAGUGUGCUGCUGGCUUGAUCCAGGCCUAAUCCUUUGCCCAGGACUGACCUUUCACAGUUUACAGAGCACUUUAUCUCCUGGCUCAGUGAAGUCUCACAGAACCCUCCAGAGAGAAGGGAGUUUAUCAUCACCCUCAAUUUACAGAUGAGGAAGCUGAGGCUGCAACUGUAACUGAUUGACUGCUGGCUACACAGCUACAAGUGACUGAGUCCAGCCUGAAAGCCACAUAUAUUCUCCCACCAAAUCCAGAGCUGCCAAAUACACCACCUCCUCCUCCUCCAUGAGUCUUGCUUUGUG